This is a messenger RNA of Geodia barretti, 651 nucleotides long. The record is from the annotation of a GenBank genome assembly. Lineage: Eukaryota; Metazoa; Porifera; Demospongiae; Tetractinellida; Geodiidae.
AUGGACCGGCCGCCUCCGGCAAGACCGUCGUGGGGACGCCAAGUAGCGCAGGCGCUGGGCUGUUGGUUCCUCGACACCGGCAUCAUGUACCGCGCCGUAACCUGGCUGGCCCUAGAGCAGGGCGUCUCACCCGAUGACUCCGCUGGCCUCAGCCACCUGACGAAGGCCGUCAAGGUGCUGCCGGUAUCCAUGAACGGGAACUCGGUUGAGGUAUCGGGCCGGCGCGUCGGGCCGGAGUUGCGCGAGCCUCGCAUAGACGGCAAUGUCUCCAACGUCUCAAGGCACCCCGUCGUACGCCGGGCCAUGGUCGAACAGCAGUGGGCCUACGCCGAGUCAGUCCUGGAACGCGGCGGCAUAGUGAUGAUCGGCCGAGACAUAGGGACGGUGGUACUGCCCACGGCCGAGCUGAAGGUCUAUCUAACCGCAUCGGCGAAGGAGCGGGCCCGCCGCCGAUGCCGCGAUAUCUUGGAAAAAGGACAGCCAGCCAACUUGGCCUCUGUUCAAAGCGAUAUCGAAGCCCGCGACGCCAUCGACUCCUCCCGCGACGACUCACCGUUGCGCCCCGCAAAGGACGCCUGGCAGUUCGACACCACUGGCCUCACCAUCGACCAGGCCGUCAACGCCGUCCUGCGGAGAGCGGAAGAGCAGUGA